UUUUUUAGGUUCACAAGGGACCAGUUGUCACAUACAAAUAUCAGUUGUAUGGAAUAGCGUGAGUGGUGAACAAGUAAUUGUGCCAGCAAAUUAAAAUAUACAAAAUCCGUCCGUUAUAAAUUUUCAAAACCGUUAAAUUAUUCGAAAUUAGUUAAAUCCUGUGAUAGAAAAACAAACAAAACAAACUUUCAACAUGUCGAACUCAGAUAGCGAAGAAGCGUUUAAUAUACGCAUUGGUUAUUAUAGACCAGAAACUAUGGAAAUUGCCAAAAAUGAAUUACGUGAAACACCAGAAGUUAAAGAGGCUGCUAUUAAAGAAUUGCGUGAAUUAUUAAACUCCUGCUCUGACCUUCACUACAGAGAUGAUGACGAUUUCUUGGUUAUAUUCUUGAGAGCCUGUCAUUUCUAUCCCCAGAGUGCUUUUGAAAAGAUGAAAACCACCGCCGCAUUCCGUAAGGAAAAUGCCGCCCUUUUGCAUGGUUUGGUAAUCGAACAAGUUAAAGAGAAAUUUGUUAAUUUUGGUGUCAUAAAUGUCUUGAAAAAUUGUGAUCAACUUGGACGUCGUGUUUUGAUUGUUAACUGUGGUGAAUUGUGGAAUCCAAAUGAAGUGCCUUCUGAUGAUGUUUUCCGUAUGUUGUAUAUGGUACAUAUUGCCGCUCAGUUGGAGGAGGAGACACAAAUACGUGGUGUCGUUUGCAUAAUGGACUUUGAUGGUCUUUCCAUGAGACAAGUUAAAGCCUUGACGCCCAGCUUCUCGAAACGUUUGUUGACCUUUAUACAAGACGCUAUGCCACUGCGUAUGAAGGAGGUACAUUUCGUGAAACAGCCCUUCAUCUUCAAAAUGGUUUGGUCUCUCUUCAAGCCAUUCGUUCGUGAGAAAUUGAACAAGAGAAUGCACUUCCAUGGCAGUGACAUGAAAUCAUUGCACAAAUUCUUGGAUCCCGAAUUUUUGCCUGAAAACUAUAAGGGUAAUCUGCCAAAAAUUGACUAUGACGGUAAAGAUUGGCUACCAGCUGUAGAGAAACAUACAGACUUUGUCAAUGAAUGGUCUGAAUUUGGCCCCGCCAAGUGGUAAAUUCCACUCAGUAAAUUUCUAAGACUAAAUUUAAAGCAUUCCUUAGACAAGUAUAAUAAAGAUUGAUUUUGAUUAUAAGAAUAAAAACAAAAAUAAAUAAAAAAAAGAGUUUAUAAAUAUUUA
Molecule: messenger RNA, 1198 nt
Organism: Calliphora vicina (urban bluebottle blowfly)
Lineage: Eukaryota; Metazoa; Arthropoda; Insecta; Diptera; Calliphoridae
Product: retinaldehyde-binding protein 1
Exons: 4
Coding region: 194-1075 (293 amino acids)
Cellular component (GO): membrane
Molecular function (GO): phosphatidylinositol bisphosphate binding
Source: RefSeq, a predicted model, not a curated record